Molecule: messenger RNA, 6730 nt
Organism: Oryctolagus cuniculus (rabbit)
Lineage: Eukaryota; Metazoa; Chordata; Mammalia; Lagomorpha; Leporidae
Gene: STUM
Product: stum, mechanosensory transduction mediator homolog
Source: RefSeq, a predicted model, not a curated record
CCUCCCCGCCCCUCCGCCGGGGAGGUGGGAGCGCGGUGGAGCGCGCGGCAGAGGGCCGGGCGCGUGGGGACGCGGGAGGGCGGCAUUCUCCGCGAGCCGCGCCGCACACCGAGCACGCCGGCCGCCGGAGCUGGGCGCGGAGCCGGGAGCGCGGAGCCCGCAGCCGGUAGUCGUCCGCCUCUGGGACCCGGGGCCAGCCCCGGCACAGCAGCCCGGCCCGAGGAGGGCGCACCCGGCCAUGGAACCCUCGCACAAAGACCCCGAGACCGCGGCGGCGGCGUCGGCGGUGGCGGCGGCAGACCCCCGGGGGGCAUCCUCGUCCAGCGGGGUGGUGGUGCAAGUCCGCGAGAAGAAGGGCCCCCUGCGCGCCGCCAUCCCCUACAUGCCCUUCCCCGUGGCCGUCAUCUGCCUCUUCCUCAACACUUUCGUGCCGGGACUGGGGACAUUCGUCUCGGCUUUCACCGUGCUGUGUGGGGCCCGCACCGACCUCCCAGACAGGCACGUGUGCUGCGUCUUCUGGCUGAACAUCGCCGCGGCCCUCAUCCAGAUCCUCACGGCCAUCGUCAUGGUGGGCUGGAUCAUGAGCAUCUUCUGGGGCAUGGACAUGGUCAUCCUCGCCAGCUACAAGGAGCAGGGCAUCCCACAGCAGCUGUGAGCCCACAGGAGCCAGCGGCAGAGUCCAGGGCCACAAAGACCUUUACAUGUUCUCUUCUGCUCUUCUCGGAUUUGGGGUGGAAAGGGGCUAUUUUUAAAAAUAUUAUUUAUUGUGAAAACGCAUCUGCUUUUCUGGGCAGGCUCUGAGGGCUGCCAGUCCCUCCUCCUGUUCCGGAAAGCAUUGUAGGCGCAGCACCCGGAGCGCUGGGGAGUGGGGUGGAGAUGGCAGUGCUGACGGGGGGCUGGGGUGCUCCAGCAGGCUCAUCCCUGCCUGGCAGUGCCCACCGCCCACCGCACGGGCACAUUGGAGCUGCUGGGCUGGGCCACGGUCCAGGUGGGCGAGCGCUUGCAGGGAGGCAGGACUGUGGUGGUCCCCUCGCCCUGCCUCAGAAACCUGGUGCCCCCAGUGUUUACUCUGUGGCCUCAUGGGGGCAGCACCACCCCGGGCCUCAGGGAGAGGACGGGUCCCUGCGGGUGUCUCCGGGGCCUGCACUGCCAGCCGCCGUGGCUGUGCUUGGCCCUUGUUCUCUGCAAGGCAGUGGCUCUAUCUCAGAAGUGAACGCACUGGAACGGCCGGAUGUUCACGCGCAACAUUGCCAGGCCCGGGGGUGAGCGGCCACAGGUGGGCGCCUCCCACCUGGCCAAGUGACACUGUUUCUGGUCCACAUCCCUUUACCUGAAACCCCUGGGGCCAGAAGUGUGUGUGAAUUCAGAAGGUUUGGAGCUGAGAACCGUAAUGUGAGCCACCGACCCGAGUGCUUCCUGACACUGCGGCAGAUUCUGGAACACCCCCCACCUCACCCCCACCCCCUACCCCCGCCCCUGCGGCAGCAAGCCUUCAAAUGUCCCUGCAGAGAAAGGGGGAAGAGGCACAGUCACUGGGGGCCCUGAGUGCUGGAAAUAGCCUCGCUCAGGCCAGCUCAGAGGGUGCUGCUGUUGGGGGUGGGGGGAUCCUUACCGUCUGAGAGCUCGUCGGGGCUCACAGCUGGGAGACAGGUGUGUGGGGCUGGGACCUCUGUCUGAACUGCUCCUUGCAGACAGACGGAGACACUGCAGGGAUCCCUGCAGUCGCAAAGGGACCAUGGGGCCAGAGAGAGAGGAGAGACCAAGAGAGGUGGUGCAGGCUACUGUGGACCAAGCACCCACCUGAAACCAAGAGAAAGGAGAGCCCAAAUCGCAGGGGCAGGAUGGACUCUGACAAAGGAGGUGUGAACAGUGGGGACGGGCCCAAGACCUGGUUCCCACUCCCCCAAGCACUGGGGAUGUCCAGUUUUGAGGAGGGGCUUGCCUUGUCUCUCAGAGACUGGUCAGGGCUGGAGAAGGGAUGUGUCUGGCCACCUUGUCUGCCCGCUACCCUGAGGCCUCUCCGCCUUCCUACUGGCUCUCUCAGCCUGGUCCUGCAGGGAGCAGGCCUGGGGCUCCUUGCUUGCUAGAGGCACCCCUGGAGAAACAGACCCCCUGUGGCCACUCACCCACCCCGGGCACCCACCAGGGUGGGGUCCCAGUCCACCCCUUUGCUCUGCUGAGCGACUGCCCCCUCCCCAGCACUGGCUGGGCUGCCCUGUUGGAGGACCCAGCCCUUUCUUCAUCUCUUCCUGCUGUCUCUUCCUCCUGACCCCAGGCCUCGGUGGCUUCAGAGCAGGGAAGCUGAUCGGAUUUUAUCCCAAACGCUGGGGCCUCCUCUGGGCUGGCAGCUCCCUGCUCUAGAGGCAGCUGCACCAGAGUACAGAGCUGCCUGGUAACAGAGCAAACAGCUCAGCUGAGGGAAAGAGUGGGCUCAGCCCCCGGCCCAUGGCCCCUGUGCCUGCCCCCUCAGUGAUGACGGCUCAGAGGGCCCACUCCCACAGGGGGAGAGGAGGAUCGCGUUUUCCUGGCUUGGGCUGGGGGUGGCUGCUGAGGGGGAAGAGAAGAGAUAGCAAUUUAUGUCGCGUGUUUAGUGACAGGAUCCAGACGCGGGUGGGCGUGUCUUGAGUGGCAGGUAUCACCGUGAGCCCCAGUGUGCGACGGCUUCAUACAGGGGCUUGUGCUCCGGGAGGGAGGGACCUCUCCUCCCUGGAGGGCUGCUUCUCCAGGUUGGAGCACACAUCAGCCUCAGAAGGAAGCCUCUUUCCAGGUAACAGGUGCGUGGGAGAAGCUGAGGGGUCCCCCCGCCUGCCUCUGUAACAGUGAGUCUGCGAGGGUUGCCACGUAGGUGGGACCAGCUCAAAAUAGCAUCCGCUGGAUCAUCCCACUUCAUCCAGUGCUCAGGGGCAGCGUGGUCUGAGCCGGCCCCUCCGCCUGUCAGGUGCACACCUGUAAAUGCCACCCACCAUUGUUGAGCAGAACCCCUGGGCCUGGCAGUACUCCGUGCACGCACAGACCACUGGUGACCAGGCUGGGCUUCGCCUCUGUGUGCAGCACAGGGCUGCUGGCCACGAGCCACAGGGCACACUCCAGCUUCAGGCUGUGGCAUUCAGCAGGAUGCUCUGGCUGAGGGUGUUUGGGGCUGGAAUCUAGACUCAAGGACACACUCCCAGGGCCCCUUGAUGACAUGGUGAUCAGAGUGUCCAUGUGCUCAUGCCAGAGCAGGAUUCUGCAGCAAGAAUGAGCCACCAGGUGGCCUGGGAGUCUCUGUGGACAGUGGGGCUGGUUGAGGACGCCCAGCUGCGAAGGCCAGCAUCCUGGAGGGGAAACGGGGUGGAAGGCUCCUGGCUCCAGGCCUGGCCCCUCUGUCCUGUCCCUGGCCAGAUGCUGGUUCUGUGGGGUAGGGGUGCUGCUGCCGAGGCCCACUCCCCAGCCUGACCCAGCAGGACAAGCUCCUGGCUUUGGCUUGGAGACCGUUUCUGGCUGCAAUUGAGGGGAAAGAGGGAACGUGCAGAGUGGGUCACAGCCCCCAUGCUGGGUACUUCCCUGGGCACGUGCUGAUUAUUCUGCCUCCUCUCCCCUCACCAGCGGCAGAGAGGAAGCCAGAGACCCCAACACCUGGCUCAGAAGGGGCAGAGCCGAGAGUGACCAGGACUAGCCACCUCCACAACCAGUGCAGGCACUCACCGCGGCCCUGCCCAGAGGCAGACCCCUGGAGGGGUCUUUGUUCCCCCUCCUCAUAACAAGGCGAAACAAGAACCUCCCUGGGGAGAGCCAUACGGCCCCCACCCUGCUCCACCAUGCUCUCCACCCUUGCCUCUGCCCAGGCAGCCCGCAAGCCCACUCUCCCUCACCUAAGGGCGGCCCAGAAGGGGUGCCUUUGGUGAAGUUGUAAGAGGAUGGUGGCUAGAGGUACGGCUGGUGUGAGGGGCCAGCCCAGGAUUGCAGCUGUGCCAUCACCAUGAAAGCACGCGCUGAGUUGGCUUCAUGCAGGGUGCCCUGGGCUGAGGGGCAGCGGGCAGGACAGGCACGAAAGAAAAGCCCCAUGAUUGAUGUCUCCCCUGAAGGGGAAGGGACCCAGGAUCUCAAAAAAGGAACCACUCACAGACCCAUGACACUGAGCCCAAGGCCAGCGCACAGUGGGGCUGCAAGCCCGGGACCAGGACAGAUGCCUUCUGCAAGGGGAGCCAAAAUGCACCAGCUCAGCUCUUUAAACAAAGCAGAAACCCUGAGCUGUGCCUUUAGCCAAGCCUUCCCUGUGCACAUUGGUGAGUUUUGGGGGAUUCAUUUCUGCCAUGCCCGAACCUGGCUCCUGGGUCUGCGUUGGGGAGUCCAGCUCCCUGGGGCCUCAUCCUGACUCCCAGACCAGCCUCAGGAUUUUAAUGACGUGGCUGAGCAUUGCAAGAACAGCUUGGGGUGCAUCUUGCAGCAGACAGCUGUCCGUCAGUGGUGAGAGGCAUCACUCACUGCCACUGUGACUCCCUCUGGUUGGGCUUUCAUCAGGGGCUUGCCAGUGGGGGAGCCCCCCAGAGGCCAUGACCUGCUGCCACACACACCACCACCCAGGGUCAGAAGUGGGGCCUGGGGCUGAGACUCGGUGUGUCCUCUCUGUGUAGUUGGGAGAAGUUACCUGCUGGCCUAGGGCAGCCCUCACCCCCUGCUUGGUUUACUGGCUCAGCAAGCUCCCCAGGAGUGACCCCGUGGGACUGUACUUGAGCAAAGGGUGGCCCCCCAACCACAGCCCUGACACUGCCCAGCCUUCACAGGUGAGGUGGGAGUGGGGCACCUUCUCCCUGCAGAGAGCUCCGUGUGCAGGUUGCAGGGAUGUGGAGGCCAGCUUGGCGGGGGAAGGGCAGUGUCCCCCUGGACCAGCGUGGCUGUGCAGAAUAAUCAUUCUUUCAAAGGUCAGCUGGAGCAGGUGGGUGAGAGGCUCAGGUCCCGAACUUGUGAGAUUCUUAGACCUUCUGAGAUGCCCGUGGAUCACCAAGGCAUGGAGGGCUCAUGCUCAGGCCUAAAUCCAAGGCUGAGGCCAAUGAGCUCCAGCCUCAGGGCUGUUAGGAAGCCUUUGUCUCUCUGACUGCCCUGUGCCUCAGUUUAACCAUCUGUAGGUGGGAAAAUGCAGAGGCCUGGGCAGUGGGCCAAGGGCGUGCAGGGCUGCUCCUUAUGGGAAGGAGAGACGAGCUGUCCUCCCUGGAAGGAGUUACCACUCAAGUGGCUGCAGCCCUGGAACUGAGACUCUUCUGGGAGAGUGGAAACAUCGGUCCCCAGUUCCUCUCCCCUCCUGACACAAUUCCAUAGGGCGGGAAGGCAGACAGCGUCUGACUUGUCUAUGAACUGAGUGUCCAGUAUGGGCUGACUCUUGGUUUACAUUUGCUAGGGAACCUCAGCCGCCCACCCGCCUCCCUUCCUUCCUGGGUUGGCCACAGUGCCAACACCCCAGGCUAGUUUGGACUCUACAGUGCACGCCUACGGCAUCUCACCCUCACAAGGGCUGAGUCUGUCUCUCUCUCACACAUACACACACACACACAACCAAACCCGGCCCCUUGACUGCUGGGGGAAGCAGGAUGGAGUUUUCCUGGAGACUCAGGUUUGGGACUGAUCUCCAAUGGAACCCACACCUCCUCUUCCUCUUCCAGCACCCAGCUCCCAGCCCCUGCCCACAUACACACGCUGCUUCCUCUCUCUCUCUCCAGAGCCAGGACCCGUGGGUCUCUUCCUCCCAGGGUCAGUGGACUCAGGACCCCACCCCACCAAAUGGGCUGUGUUCUUCCCCAUGUUUGCCAGCCUGGCCUUCUUGGGAGGGGGCGAAGUGGGCCCUCCCAGAAAAGAGGGGCAGCAUCCUCUUUGUGGGACCCUUCCAGGGCCCCUUCCUAUUUCUGCAGCCCCACCUGCCCCAGCGUAGAGACCAGGAGGAAAGUAGGGGCGGUGGCCGGGACUGGCUCCUGGACAGCCAUGAGACGGGUCUGGCCCACGUCGUAGGCUAAGCCAUUUUCCACACUGUUGUGUGUGGUGCUGCUUUUGAAAACAGUACCCAUGAAAGUGAGACAGCUGGCCCUGCGUGCAUCCACUGUGUUAACACAGGGAUGAGUGCCGGGCCUGCAACAUUUUGAUGCUGUGAUUGGCUUGGUUGGGUCUCUUUCUCUGUUCAAUUAGCUGCUGUAUAUUUGCAUUGCUCUCAGACGAGACAGAGUCUCUGGUCUCCGGGGACUGUUUUCUCCUACUUUGCGGGGACCCUGCCCCAGCCUAGCCCAGCCAAGGGGUAUGUGCAGCCUACUCCAAUGCCUGGAGCCCUUCUUAGAAGAAAACUUCACAUGCUGGGGACCUUGGAGAAGCUUGCAGCCUCGCCUUGGUCCUGACCUUGCAGCCUGGGGUCCAGGGCUGCCUGCAGCCCAGCUUCCCAGCACCUGUGCCCAGCCCUGGGCUCUCCAUGGUGCCCUCUGAGCACCCAGCAGUGUUACAGUUGCUCCAGCCUUCUGCCAGCUUUACAAUCCGUAACUUGAGCAGCUUUGCUGUACAUGUGAUGAAAACGUCACGUAUGAUGAUAGAAACCCAUGUACAUAGCUCCGUGUACAUAUUUAUACAGACACACGCAUUCCUAUUCCACAGACAGCACGCACGGCAUCUCUUCGGCAUUCUAAGUUCAUGUUUUUUUAAAUCCUUGGAAAUACGGCUUUGGAAACCUUUUCUUCCCCUCCCUCUUUUCUAUGUAAUAAACAUUCAUGUGACCUUU